GCAAUCACCCAGUCUCUGCCCUAUGCCCCAGGGACCUAUGUAAGGGUUAUUUAUCCUCCCUAUUUAAGAGGUGGGGGCUGUUUGCCUGGCUGUGAGCUCUGGGACGUGUGUGUCUUGGCAAUGCUUAUGUGCUGAAAUCCCAUGGGAAUGCCACUGGACUGGUGAGUCCUCACUGGGGGCAAAUGGGCACCCUGCUUCCUGCUGCUGGUUCUGAUCAUGGCCAGCUUUUCCCACCACUGGCUCAUCUGCCCCUUAGGUGCUUGUGUUAUUUGGAGGGGGGUUCUCAUCACACAGGAUGGCAGUGCUGAGGGCAUGGACUGGGACCAUGGACUUGUUAUUUAAUGGCCAUGAUUAGUUGUUCUGCAAUUAGCAGGGUCAUUGGGUUUCUAGACCUUGCUCCCGCAGCGUGGAUUGGCACAGGGAUUUUUAUGACUCAAAAAGCACCUGUGGGAGGAGGGAGCACUUAAGAGGACGCCCAGGCCAGGCCUUCUCCCUUCCCUGCCUUCAUCCCGUGACCAUUAAUCAGGCCUUUCCGGCACUGCCAGCUUUCCCAUGGCUAAACCUCGGGAUUUGAGUACUUAAUCCCCCUCCAGACCAUGAAUCUUUGUGGUACUUUGCAUCCUCCCCACGCUGGGUGAUGCUAUAUGAGCAUCACAUCCCACCAGGGGAGAGCUGAGGGGCAACUAUAAGCCUAUGGCUUGGCUCAGCCUAGUGCUGACCACCCAACUGGUGUCUAACACGGGUGGCCCCAUACCUCGUGUGCACAUGAACUUACUUUCACAACCAGCACCAUGAGCGCUGCCAUCUCUCUCUGGAGCAUCCCUGGCGCAGGGUGUCUGCAUCCCUCCGCCUCUGGGUCUGCAGCUCUGCUUCGGGGAGGGGGUAAACCCCGACUCACUCACUCCUAAAAGGGAGCAGAAGGUGAUGGAAGCCGAGGAAGCAAAGCCUGGUGCUUCGUGCAUCCAGGCUCUUUGAGAGGAGAUGUCCAAACGCCGCCUGAAAUGGGCCUCCCCCAAGCCUUUUCGCACAGCGAGACCGAGCGCAGCUGCUUUUCCUCUUGCAAGAACAUCUCCUGGGGAGAAGGAACUGCAGCGACGUGGCUUUCGAUGCAUCGGAGCGCGCCUGCGGCCGGCGACGGGCUGCCCGCAAAGCCCAUCUAGCUGAUAGUCCCCGGGAUAAUGUCGCUGUCCUGCUGCAGAGCCAGUGGAGCCAUGCCCAAGAAGGAUGAGGAUGCCAAAAAGCCGGCAUCAGAGGCAGUGCCGGACCGGCGUUGGAAGCUACAAGUCUUCUACCUCUGCUUCUACGGCUUCAUGACGCAGAUCCGGCCUGGGGAGAGCUUCAUCACCCCCUAUCUCUUGGGGCCUGACAAGAACUUCACACAGAUAGAGGUGACCAACGUGAUCACACCGGUACUGACUUACUCCUACAUGACCGUGCUGGUCCCCAUUUUCCUACUGACAGACUACUUGCGCUACAAGCCGGUGCUGGUGCUGCAGAGCCUGAGCCACAUCUCCAUCUGGCUGCUGCUGGUGUUGGGCACCUCUGUCCUCGCCAUGCAGCUGAUGGAGUUCUUCUACGGCAUCACCAUGGCUGCCCGCAUUGCCUACUCCUCCUACAUCUUCUCCCUUGUCGCUCCAUCCCGCUACCAGCGUAUGGCCAGCUAUUCCCGCUCCGCCGUCCUCCUGGGUGUCUUCACCAGCUCGGUGCUGGGCCAGCUCUGCAUCACCUCGGAUGAUGUCUCCUUCCUCACCCUCAACUACGUCUCCUUGGGCUUCGUCAGCUUCGGCCUCGUCCUCACCCUUUUCCUCAAGCGGCCCCAACGCAGCCUCUUCUUCAACCGCCUCAAGGAGGCCGUGGAUGGGGCUGCCCCCACUGAGAUGGACAAGAUGGCAGGGGGGGACGGCGGCGGGGGGACACGGGGCUGGAGGGAGGUGGCACUGUGCCGUAUGCUGCGGGAGGUGGGAGCGUUGGCCAAGCAACCCCAGCUCCGGCUCUGGUCCUUGUGGUGGGUCUUCAACUCGGCUGGUUACUACCUGAUGCUAUACUACGUGCAGAUCCUCUGGAAUGAGAUCUACCCCGCCACAGACAACCGCCGCGUGUACAACGGAGGGGUGGACGCUGCCUCCACGCUGCUGGGGGCUGUUGCCUCCUUCGCUGCUGGCUACCUGAAGAUCCGCUGGACGCUGUGGUCGGAGCUGGUGAUUGGGAUGGUGACAGCUUUCCAAGCGGGAUUACUCCUGCUCAUGAACACCACCAGCAACAUCUGGCUGUGCUACGCUGCUUACGUCCUCUUCCGCGGCUCCUACCAGUUCCUAGUGCCCAUCGCCAUUUUCCAGAUUGCUACCUCCCUUUCCAAAGAGCUCUGUGCGCUGGUCUUCGGGGUCAACACCUUCUUCGCCACUGUGCUGAAGACCAUCAUCACCAUCAUUGUGGCUGACAAGAGGGGCUUGGGCUUGUCCGUGCAUCCCCAGUUCUAUGUCUAUUUCGGCUACUUCACGCUGCUGGCAGUGACCUACCUGCUGGCGGCUGUUGGUGUGGGCAUCCGGUACAGCCGCCACAAGCAGCCAGGAGAGGUGGCUUUGGCCAAGGAACCAUGCCAGGUCCCCGCAGAGCUGCCACCAGCACAGGAGCAGAGGCUGGAUGCUGGCAUUGUGCGAGCUUGAGCGCCGGCACCGCAACCACCAUGGUUGCGUCUUGGCUCCGUGAGCAUCACCGUGCGCAUAGACUGAUGUCCCACCACUGGUCCUUGGUGCUGGGACACAACCCCUUGGGACCUGUUUUCGGAAGGACUGUGGUCCUCCUCCGGCCACAAACAUAACCAGAAUAGGGGCAGGAUGCCCGUGGCUGCCAUCACUUGUGACCACACAGGAAUGUAUGGAUGGGGUGCAGGGAUUCUCGUGGCUAUCACCUCCCCAUCAUCAUGCAGAGCCAGCCUAUGAGAGGAUAAUGUUUCUUUAUUCAGUGCCUUUAGAAAAUGGUUUAUAGGACACAACUGACAAAAAAAAAAAACCAACCAAACCAAUCCACAGGCUUUAAAUUGCAUUAAUGACACAAAAUACAGUAGACUGUAAGAAAUAGAGACCGCGUGACUCACACAGCUUUUAUGGUAAGAAUUUCCCAUACAAUAACAAAAAAAAAAAGCUAGUUACAAAUGGA
Molecule: messenger RNA, 3156 nt
Organism: Strigops habroptila (Kakapo)
Lineage: Eukaryota; Metazoa; Chordata; Aves; Psittaciformes; Psittacidae
Gene: SLC19A1
Product: solute carrier family 19 member 1
Exons: 6
Coding region: 1179-2663 (494 amino acids)
Biological process (GO): folate transmembrane transport
Cellular component (GO): apical plasma membrane; plasma membrane; basolateral plasma membrane
Molecular function (GO): folic acid binding; folate:monoatomic anion antiporter activity
Source: RefSeq, a predicted model, not a curated record